Molecule: messenger RNA, 129 nt
Organism: Dentiscutata erythropus
Lineage: Eukaryota; Fungi; Glomeromycota; Glomeromycetes; Diversisporales; Gigasporaceae
Source: the annotation of a GenBank genome assembly
UUCUCUAGCUAUUUUUCAGUAGUAGUGAAUGCCCAAGAGUUAGGUAUGCACCGACUCUUUUCGGCUCCUUUCAAGUUUCUGUUACAUCAUGACAUCCACUAUUUGGUACAAAUGCCACGCCGUCGGUAG